ACUUAAAAUCUUUUUCCUUACUUGUGAAAAAACAAAAUGUCAAAGUCAAACUCAGCUGAUGGGUUGAUGUUGCGUUUCAUGCGUGCGUUGUAUUGUGCAAGUCUUUAUUUAUUUUAAAGUAUUUUUUUGCAGUUUAUUAUGAAUAUUUAUUGAGUUGUUAUUAAAUUAAACAGCGCAGAACUUAUAAUGGCGUCUCGAUUCAGUGGUGCUCUUCAAUUGACGGACCUGGACGACUUUAUUACGCCAUCGCAGGAAUGCAUCAAACCUGUUAAAAUAGAGAAAACGAAAACUAAAACUGGCGCAAAGAUAAAGAUUGGUGAGGAUGGCUAUUUUGAUAUAUCUGGUGGUAAAGAACAGAAGCUGCAAAAAGUUGAAAUCACAUUAGCAGAUUGCCUUGCGUGCAGUGGUUGCAUCACUUCUGCAGAGAGUGUACUCGUCACACGACAGAGUCAGGAAGAACUACUCAGAGUGUUUAAAGAGAGGAAGUAUACAAAUAACAAGGGAAUAACAAAGGAUGUCAGUUUGAUUGUCAUAUCACUCUCACCGCAGCCAGUGCUCUCCCUUGCGGUUCGCUACAAUUUAAGUGCUGAAGAAGCUACCAAGAAACUUGCAGGAUACUUCAAAAGUUUAGGGGCUGAUAUGGUGUUAGAUAUGACUAUAGCUGAAGAUCUGUCGCUUUUAGAGGCACAACAAGAAUUUCUAGAGCGUUAUCAAAAUCAACAGAAUGACCCUACAUCAAAGAACUUACCAAUGCUCUCCAGCUCUUGUCCAGAAUCCUUCGAAAAACUGAUACCAACACCACAUCGAACAGGUUGGGUGUGCUACGCUGAAAAGACGCACGGCUCGUUCAUUCUCCCGCAUAUAUCGUCGACGAAGUCCCCGCAGCAGAUCAUGGGGUCGCUGGUGAAGCAGCUGCUGCCUGAGGACCGGGGGCUGAGCCCUGGAGAGGUGUACCACGUCACUUUCAUGCCCUGCUACGACAAGAAGCUCGAGGCGUCCAGGGAGGAUUUCUAUAGCGACAUACUGAAUUGCCACGACGUCGAUUGUGUGAUUACUGCCAUUGAGCUAGAGCAGAUGUUGGAUAACAGCAGCAUGUCACUCUCCGAUGCAACCGCAGGCGAGCUGGAGUGGCCUUGGGGCGGAGAGGAACAGGUGCCUACCAUCACGCGGCACAUUGGGUCGGGCUCGGGAGGAUAUGCUGACUCCAUAUUCCUGCACGCCGCCGAACAACUAUUCGGCGAAAGCAACGCGCAGCUGGUCUAUAGAAACCUAAGAGGCGUGACGAAGCAACAUGCAGGCCGGGAAGGUGAGGAUGGCUGGUGUGGUGUGGCAGGUAGAACUGCUGUAUCAGCUAUCUUCUCGUCUGGACUUCACCUUCACUUAACAUUAGGUGGGGUGGAGUCAUUUCUCGGACCUAUGUAUAAAAAAAAGCAUUUUUGCAAUCCAGCAAGUCAUCAGUGUAUUCAGUCACAUGUUUUUGUACCAUACAGAAAUCCUGACUUCAGAGAGGUGACACUAGAAAAAGACGGCAAGGAAGUCUUAAAAUUCGCGAUCGCGAAUGGCUUCAGGAAUAUACAGAAUCUCGUGCAGAAGUUGAAGCGCGGCAAAUCGCCCUACCAUUAUGUAGAGGUCAUGGCGUGUCCUUCGGGUUGUCUGAACGGCGGUGCCCUAGUCCGCAGUGCGAGUAGCGAGGGGGGGCGGGAGUUGGUACGAGCCCUGGAGGCUGAGUACGGCCGGUUACCGCUCGCGUCGCCGCCACGCGCCGCCCGCCGCCUGCUGGCGCGCCGGCUACACGCCGACCGCGCGCGAGCCACACUACACACGCACUACCACGCGCUCGAGCGGUCCGACGUCGCGCUCAACAUCAAGUGGUGACCUGCUCGCUAUAAGCACGCUGCAGGCGCAGUACGGCCGGUUACCGCGUGCGAGCCACACUACACACGCACUACCACGCGCUCGAGCGGUCCGACGUCGCGCUCAACAUCAAGUGGUGACCUGCUCGCUAUAAGCACGCUGCAGGCGCAGUACGGCCGGUUGUAUUUAAAAAAAUGAUAACGAAAUUCCGCACUCGACGAAUCGGUCGUAAAUAACAUGCAAGUUAGAUAGUCCUGAACAUGUUGUGUUCGAUCUGUAACACUGUAGGAAGGCCAAUGGGGGAAGAUCUUCCUCCGAGCUGGGUGAUGGUAGCUCAGGGGCCGCGGCUGAUAUUGGUCGGGCAUCGUAUAUAUGAACUGUUGGCUACCGAAUUUUACUUGCGCGAUGUAGGCUUUCCUUACGUUGUGAACGCAGCGCCGGUACUGCCAUCUCUUGAGGAUGCGUAAGAUUGUUUCCUCCAUGUUAGUUAUAUGUGGGGCGUGUAGAUGUCGCCGCCACAACACCUCACACAUAAGCAUUAUUAAAAUUAAGGGAAAUUAUGGUGUUUGUUAAGUAAAAUAUAAAGUAAAACGCUGAACAUAACUAUAUUAAUCAAUAAUAAUAACUUCAGUAGGCACUUAACUCGAAACCGCCGCUACUGCCGAAUGUGUAACGUGAUGUAACUUUUUAUUUCCCGCUAGUAGCUUUUAUUCCAAUAAUUUUGUAAAUUAAGCAUAGGUGAAUGUUUGUCGUCUAGUAUAAGAAAAAAGUGUGUUAAACACACGUGCGCUGAAUAGAUAUACAAUUAUACAUAUUAUGUACAGUAAACCGUACCUUAAGCACGAACAACUAGCGAGGAAGUAUUCGUAUCGCCAUCAUCAAAGUGUCUAUGGAAGGUGCAAGUUUGUUCUUACGUCCGCUAGGGACGCUGCACAGUUUCCAUAGAGACUUUGACGAUGGCGAUAGGUACUAAUACUUUCUCGGUAGUUGUUCACGCUUGGGGUUUUGUUAAAAUUCAUUGAAUUAUUUAAAUGUUUUUAUAUGAAUUUUACGUUAUUGUAGUUUUCUAUUUGUAUUAAGAGGUCGUGAAAUUUUUAGGCCAUCCUUAACUAACUAGCUAGCGAAGGUGAAACUUGUAUAAGGUGAAUGUAAAUACACAACAAUAAAAUUGUUUUCUCUUA
Messenger RNA from Chilo suppressalis (striped riceborer), 3035 nucleotides. Lineage: Eukaryota; Metazoa; Arthropoda; Insecta; Lepidoptera; Crambidae. The record is from the annotation of a GenBank genome assembly.